Molecule: messenger RNA, 618 nt
Organism: Passer montanus (Eurasian tree sparrow)
Lineage: Eukaryota; Metazoa; Chordata; Aves; Passeriformes; Passeridae
Exons: 2
Coding region: 1-618 (205 amino acids)
Source: RefSeq, a predicted model, not a curated record
AUGAUUUACUCCUCAGGAAGAGAAUCCUUCUUCAACCUGAACUCCACCUGGUACGACCCCUCGGGCUCCUGGCUGGACACGCGGCGCACGCCCUUCCGCUAUGGCUACGCCACCUGCUGCUCCUCGGGCUGCCACGGCGAGGGCGUGGAGGGCAUGAGGGGCCACGACUACCGCCACUACGGCUACCGGCAGCCCCGCUGCGCCGAGCGCUGCCACGGCUACUCCAGCUCCUCGGGCUCGUGCCACGGCGGGGGGGCCAGCUGCGUCAGGAGACCCACGUACAGCUACGGGGGUUCAGGGGGGUGCCAGGGCUACGGGAGGUCUGUGUGCUCCGAGAGGUGCCAGGGCUCCUCGGGCUCGUGCCACAGAGGGGGUGUCAGCUGUGUCAGGAGGCCCACGUACAGCUAUGGGGGUUCAGGGGGGUGCCAGGGCUACGGGAGGUCCGUGUGCUCCGAGAGGUGCCACGGGUCAGUGGCCCAGGUCCAGACCUGUCCCCCUCCAGUCCAGGUCUGUCCCUGUCCCCCUCCGGUCCAGCAGGGCUGCGUGCCCGUGACCAAGGGCAUCCCCCGCCAGCAGCAGAAGCAGGUCUGCAAAGUGCCAGCCCGGAAGAUCAAAUAA